Molecule: messenger RNA, 7135 nt
Organism: Polypterus senegalus (gray bichir)
Lineage: Eukaryota; Metazoa; Chordata; Cladistia; Polypteriformes; Polypteridae
Exons: 10
Coding region: 41-5395 (1784 amino acids)
Biological process (GO): positive regulation of transcription initiation by RNA polymerase II
Cellular component (GO): nucleus
Source: RefSeq, a predicted model, not a curated record
AUCAUCUCCAAGUGUGUCUGAUCCCAAAAAUUCAACCUUCAUGUCUCCUGGAGUAACUGUUAUUCCUGAGAGUGAAGAUGAAAGCUCUAUUACACCAGGCUCUGGACCAGAUUUGCAAAGAAAACAAUUCCAUUACGAUAGUAAUACUGAUUUAGAAGAAGAACCUCCUGUCAGCCAAUCAACAAAAUCUGUUCCAAGUAUAGCAUCAUUUGCAAGUGAAGAAUCGGAAAUUAAGAAUUCAGCACGUUGCUUAAAAGGCAAAUCUACUAUAAACAAAAGCAUUAAAAAAUCAUUAGAGCAGCACAACUCCAAAGAAAGCCUAGAUGAAGUAGUUGAAGUUGAAGAAAGUGAAACCAGUGACACAGAUAUAGAUGACAAAGUCCUUAGUGAGCAAAAUUCAAACAUCAGUGUUUCAGAAGCCAAAGAAACUAAAAGUGUAAAGGCAAUGGAUCAUAGUUCAAGUGUGAUCUCCUUUGAUAUGAAUACAAAGGAAGAUAAUUGCAGUAGAAGUAUAUGUGUUAGUUUAGGGGUUGAAAAAAAAUCUCGGUUUAAGCCUUCUGCAGUAGAUUACAAGAGUAGUCCUGCUGUGGCUGAGAAUGAAGAGGGAAAUGAAAAGCCAAAUCUUAUAAAUCAAACUGAAGUCUGUGAAGAUGAAAAUCAGCUGCUUUCAAAUCAACAUUUAGAGCUAUCUCCCCCUUGUCUUUCUAACUCUACAGCUCAAGCUAAGGUUGUGUCAAAUGCUACAAAUAAAAAAAACACAAACUCUGAGAGCAAACCUACCGCUGACCUUGUACCACUAAAUACCUUCACUCUUGAGAAUGAUACAGAAGAAGAAUGUGAAGGUGAUGAUUCCGCAAGGGGAAUUUAUGAUGCUAAAAUAAAAGCAACACUCCAAGAUGAUGUUUAUGAUCAGCAGCCAGCUACAUCAGCUGUAGACCAAAGAAGUCAAGUUGCAUCCCACUUCGAGAACAGCAUAGAUAUUGAAGGCCAAUCAGCAUUUCUUGUGCAAAGACCUUGCAAUUUUAAAUCAUCAGAAAUGGCACCUCAAACUAACAAACAAGAGGUGCCACUAGGUAAUUCUGCCUCCAAAGAACUGCAGACAUUUCAGUUAGAUAGUGAUACUGAUUGUGAAGACCAAGUGGAGAAUACCACUCAACAAGCUUUGUGUACUGAAGCUUUGUCCUCCAAGGAACUUAGCCAUGAGCAACAAGUUCUCACAUCCUUACCUUCUCCAAUACAAAAUACAAAUUUUAAUGUUCACAGUGACACUGAUGUUGGAGAUGAAAGGCAGACUGUAAUAAAAAGUACUGAUUGUCAAAGUUCUUCUUGUGUAGAUCAGUUAGCACCUACAAGUGCUUCUGUAACUCAAGGCCUGACCCUCUUUUGCCAGGACAAUAAUGUUGAAGAGAGCAAUAGUAAAUUAUUCGUGAAAUCUUCAGACCUGUGUGUAGGUGAGGCUGUGGAUAACAGUUUAUCUCAGUUGCAGUCCCCUGUAAAUGCAUCAGCCCCAGGUGUGUUUAACAUGUUCCACAUUGACAGUGAUACUGACAGUGAAGAAGAACCAAUUUUGGAAGGAGAUGAUACAUUGCCAAUACAAGAAGAGGGUGAUUCUAGGAGAACCAGUUUGAUUGGAGUGCCUUAUAGCCCUAAUACAAAUGAUGACAGUGAUACAGAUGUUGAAGUAGAAAAUGUACCACAAUGUCGUAAGUCUUACGUGAAUCCUCAAGAACUGCAUGGGAAUAAUAAUGAUGAUGCCCGGGAUGUUGAACAAGAAACACAGUGCUAUAUUUACACAACUGUAAAUGAAGAUAAUAUUUUCAAAGAGCCGUUACCAUCUGACUUGAAACGAAGAUCACAGAUAUCAUGUUCUUCUAGCUCACCUUGUAACUUCCCUACGUUGCCUCCACAAGGAAAGAAUGAAUAUGAUUUAAUCACUGCACCAACACAGAGUUUUAAUUCGGUGGAUAUCAACCAUGAUGAUAUUGCAUUGGCAGCCACCCAGCCAUAUGAUUUUGAGCUGAAUCUAUCAAGAGAUGCGAGUAUGGAUGAAACACCAACACAGGCUUAUGACUUUAAUCAUAGAAUAUCCAACACAACAAAGGAAAAUUGUGUUCCUGCCAAUUCGGAAUGCCAGUCAGAAAACAGAAGUGCAUUUAAACUGACAAUGUUUAACAAUACUGACAUACAGCCUGAUAAUGUUUUCAUAAAAUCUGGAGAGAAUAGUAGCACUGGAAUUACCAAUAUUGUUGAACCCUUGAAUGCAGUGCACAAAGAAGAUGAAAAUUGCCCUAGCUUGGACUCAGAAACACCUUUAUUCCUUCCAGAGACACAAGGAAAUAAACAAAAAAAUGUACCAGUUACUGGCAAAGGUGAUAUUCAAGAAACUCUUUCUUCUAAUUCUGAGUCUGAAAUAAAAGCAAAUGAACUUCAUUAUGCUGUUGCAGAAUCUGAUGAAUAUUUUACUCAGAAUACAGUUCCUGUAAGUGUUUGGGAAAGAAACAAAACCUCAGAAAGCCAUGUUAACAAAUUCAUUGAGGAGGCGAAAAUCGAUAAUACUCCUGAUAUUGAACAUGAUAAUGUAGAGCAAAGAGGUUAUUGCACUAUGCAGGCUUCUGCUGCUGAUAUACUACAUACUAAGAAUGAAACUUGCACUGAGGAAGAAAAGAAAGAUAGUGAUACUAUAUCUGUAGACUUUGUGGAUGGGCAAUUACAGACUUCAAACACAGAAAAUAAGAGCAACAAAAUAAGGGCUGAUAAUUCUGAAACAUUGAUAGGAGAAAAAAAGAAUAAUAAUCAUGAAGUUUAUAAAGAAGACAUUUCUUCUGUUGAUAAUGUAAAUAGCAAUGAAACACUGAAAGACAUGGAUGACCAAGUGACAGAAAAAGCUGGGAAAAAGCAACACCUGGACACUGUUCUAUCAACGUGGAAUAUAACGCAUGAUGUGAAUCUUGUCGAAUCAAAAUGUUUUGAAAAAAAUGAUAUUAAUGUAACUUAUAAGCAAUUAUCAGUCAACGGCAGUAAAAGUGAUUCAGGUACUUCAUUAGCAGAAAAGGAAAUAAUAUGCAGUAGUCAUAAUACUGAAAUUCAGUUGACAGUCAAAAACUCAAAGGGUACUGUUACUGAUUUACCUAGAGAGGUUCAGAGUCCGAAAUUGGUGAAGAACAUAAAUGCAGAGAAGAAAUGUUUAACUGAAAAUUCCCUUAACCCUAUUAGUAAUACUGCAAUAGGCUUGUGUCUAGAAGCCAAAAAAGAUCUGGAUCAUGAAUUACAACCUCUUAAUACAGAAACAAACCCAUGUGAUGCUCAAGAUAAUAAAGAGAUAAAAACUGCUCCAAUCUUUCUGGAGACAACAGAGCAGAGCAUUAGCUUAAGGAAAAGUAACAGGUUGGCUUUAGCUUCACAAGGUCGAGAAGCUUCAGAAACGCUAAAUAAACCAAAAUCCAACAGAAAAAGAACUACAUCAGUUUCUAAAAAUGAUGAUGGGAAGAAUGGAAACAAUAAUAUUGCACUGGAUGAUGUUAGAGCUCAGAAAAAAAAACGAACUAUAAAUAAGCAUGUAAGCCCACAAACCGCUGAGGCAGUCUUGGAGGAUUUAAAGGUACAAUUACCAUCAACAAAAAAUAAAGGCACUGUAAAAGAAGAAAAGGUUGGAAAAAAAACACUUAUGCCAAAGUCAAGUUCCAUACUAAUGGCAAUGAGUGAGGAGUCUGAUAAUGCAAAGAUAAAUCAUGAAAGUCAAGACAAAAUCAUAAUCAUAGAAUCAGAAAUAAACCAGCAGAAAACAACACCUGAGACUAAGGAACGUGGGCGAAGGCAGUGCCAGUCAAACUCCAACCUCCCAGCUGAUCCUAAAGAAAAUGUAAAGAUCAGUGAAACAGAGGCACCAAAACGAAGAAACAGGAGGCAAGGGAAAUCUGUAAUAGUUCAGUCCUUGGGAGAUGAACAUGUUGGAGAAGUAUCAGGUAGGAAAAAGGAACAUGUUGCAUUUGACAAUGACAAUUUGGAGUCAAUAAAUAAAAUUCCUUAUACAAAAAAAUCAAAAGAAGCAAAGAGAAAGGGAAAGAGACAGGAAACAUCUGUAACUGUGGAAUCUGUUUUUCAUGACCUAGCUGAUGAGGAACUUCCAGAGAAAAGGAGUAGGAAAGAAGUACCUGUUGUGUCCUGCAGUAGACGAUCAAAGAGGAAUGAAAUGGAAGUUUGUAAUGUUGAAAAAAAAGAAGAGAAAGCAAAUAGUAGGAAAUUGCAAACAUCAGUUGAAGAAACUGACAAGAAGCAAGAUGAAUAUUUAGAAGAUGUUACAGAAAAUAUGAAAAAUCCUUCAGAAAUGCAAGAAGUGCCCCAGUACCAAGUACGGCAUACUCGGAGGAAGACCAGCUUAAGUUCUUCAGUGGUGGAAGAUGACUUGCUACAAAUGACAGAGUCAAAUUUAAGAGUAUGUAUAAGAGGGAAAAGAAGUAUAAAGAAGGUGAAAUCUAAAGAUGAGCAGCAAAGAGUGGAUGAGCAAGGUAGAAGAUCUGAGAUUAUUGAAGAUGGAGAGAAAGUCGAGGAGAUGAUUAAACAAAUCUCCAGCACUACUACUCCUAAACAAAAAGGUUGUUUGCAGGGAACCAACAGGAGAACAAAGAAGGAGGCGACUCCUCAGAGACUAACCGGUCCAGCCACUUUGUGCUUCAGGAACGAAGAUCUGAAUCUGACUCCUCGGUCAUUAAUUAGUCGUACUCGAUGUAGCAGUAGCCCACGUGCAUCUGGGACUGUAAAGAUAAUGUUCACUGGAGUUGAAGAUGAUUUAGCAGAAAAGACGAUUCACCAGUUAGGUGGAGAGAUGGCUGAAUCAGUUCAGAACUGCACUCACCUGAUUACUGAUCGUGUGCGACGCACUGUCAAGUUUUUGUGUGCUCUGGCUAGAGGAAUACCUAUUGUUACACCAGACUGGCUAGAUAAGUGUGGCAAGAAUGGCUGUUUCUUAUCUCCAAAUCCAUUUCUUGUGAAAGACAGAGAACAGGAGAAGAAUUUCAGCUUCUCUCUUGCAGACUCCCUUGCCAUUGCAAGAAAAAAAUCAUUAUUGGAGGGCUUUGAAAUCCAUGUCACUCCAAAUGUUAAACCUGAUCCACCACAGAUGAAAGAAAUCAUUGAAUGCAGUGGAGCUGUUUAUCUGCCAAAGAUGCCUGGGAAGUUUAAAGAGAAGACCAUUGUGGUGUCUUGUGUAGAGGAUAUAUCCAAAUGCAAAACAGCUUUUGGGGCAUCCAUCCCUGUGGUGAAUUCAGAAUUUCUCCUAACAGGGAUUCUACAGCAGAGCAUUGAGCUGGAACGUUACUGCAUACAGAUGCCUGGCAUUGAAAGGCAAAGACCUGCUGAUGGACAAAUUACCUCUGGAUCCAAGAGGAAAAGGAGAUGAACAGUUUGAGAUUAAUCAUUCUUUAAAUAUAUUUACAAAUGUCUGUAUUCUUAGUAUGUAAAUUUGGCAGUUAUUAAAUAGUGCCUUUAUGUAAACUUGCUAAGAACAAUAAAAUUAAUAUCUUUUACUAUAUAUUCUGCAUUUACAGGAGUGAAGCUUAUUGAUGUGUAAAAAGAACAAAUUUACUAGUAGCAAGACUUCUGUCAUCAGUAGUGCUUUAAAAUUUUUUAAAGAGUAAAUAAAUCAAGAAUAUAAAAAACAAAUGUUUUCUUUUGUUUACUUGCACAUGCAUUGUUUAUAUGUGAGCUCUUCAUAAUGUUACUCAUCUGAUACAUGCCUCAGUUUCUUAUGCUGUAGACACAAUUUGUCUUGACAAUACACAGCCAGUCAAUGCACAUGUAUACAGUGUUCCAAAUGUUUUCUUUCUUUUAUCUGUGGUAAAGUUGUUUGAUUUGAAAAACAGAGUCUCUUAAAUAAAUACAUUUAAUGGGCAAAUCUUAAUCUUAAAUGGACAGGUAUAUAAGAAAGGGGUUAUUUGUUACAAUGUUCAGUAAUGCUGAAAAUAAUAACUGUACUUUUACGUUUCAAUUCUUUGCAGAACUGUACUGGAUAAUGUAGUGACAUAGAAGUUAAAAGGUUGUAAGUGAUGGUGGUUUAUUAAAUGGCUUUCUGAAGGAUAUUUUGUCAAACAUAAAGUGUAGCUGUGUAAUACAGCUUUAAAACCCCAUUGGUGGAUAACUUUAUUGGAUUGGAGUUUGUCUUUGCUAAACCUUUAACUUUUCUUGGCAUUAUUUCUGUUUAUUGUUAAGGGUUUAUGUUUAUUAACUGAACAGUGACCAAGGGUCGAUAGAAGUCUCCCCAUAAAACUACAUUAGUGAAAGAGGAGACAGAUCAGUCUUGUCAUCGGCCAGAAAGGCAGCUGCUUAUGUCUGUGAGUGUGUGUAUGUACAAACUGGAAAUUGAAGUUGGUAGAAUAAAGCAAGAUCCAUGAUUUUCAGUAGUGGCCACAACAUAAUAGCAAAAGAAACAGGGAGCUAGUUUCAGUUGAAAUUUGUUUUUGGCUGAUUUAUUAGGCUGUUAUCAACUCGUUUUUUUAGUUUGUAAAUGGCCAUCUUCAAAAUGUGAGAGGCUAGUGUGUCUGUCCAAAUAUCAAACUUUGAGUAGUAGUGAUUUUGCAGUGGUGUACAUUUUACUGUUUAGAUCAUCUUGAUCAUUGGUGCUGUGUCUCACAAAUCUUUGUGUUGAUUAUUGUAUGCAUAUUUAUUGGUGGUUUGACAUAGCAGAGGGUUUAUAUUAUAAAGAACUAAGGAGAUCCUUAACACUUUACUGUUGUAGACUAAUGGUGUUUGAGUUGCACAAUUAUGUAAACGUUUGUGGUACAUCUGCUGAACAUGUUGGAUUGAGGUUAUGACUGGGAAUGUUCUAUGUCAAAUGAAGUUAGCAUAUAUAUACAAUCCAGACAGUUAGAAAGAAAGAACCAAUCAGGUUUCAAAGUAUUGUGGGAUGUUCCACUAGUUGAAAGAGACAGAAACGUGUAAUCAUCUCCACACAGAGUAAUAACAUUAAUUUGUGUUUAUUUUAAUUAAUUUAAUUUAAUUAAUUUUAAUUGUACUGAUGUUCCCUGAGAUACUGUGCUUGUGAUGACAGAAAAUUACAUUCCUUUAUACACCCAUUUUCAUUCACUGAGGUCUAUCUAUAAAUACAUAUAUACCUGUGUAGAUCUAUCUUCCAAUAAAUCAU